CUCCGAUUCGUGGAUCACGUCUGAUCGAUGCCUCUUUCCGUUCUCGGCCGCUUGUUGUCAAGCCUCCGCUCCUGCUCCGCUCGGCCAGGCCAAAUCUUCCAGCUGCUUUGUUAUGGCAUUGCGCCGUCUAUUUUGCCCACGCGUUUCAUGCGGGCUUUAUUGCGCAGCUGCAUACUAUAAAGACUCCUAGAGCCCGGCGGCGUCUCAGCAUUGCGCCCCCGUCCCGCUCGCCGUCCCUCCGGGCUGUCUCGCAGCUGUCCUCUCUUUGAGUCUUUCGCCUUUCCGCUGUCGUUUCUUCUGGGAUAUUUAUACCCAAUAUGUAUUUUCACGCGAUUACUUCCUUCCUGGUUCUCGCCUCGCCCAUUGCCGCCCAGCAGAUCUACGACAUCUGGUCGACUCAGUGGGACCGUAGCACCCUGUUCACGUACACGAACCUGGGUCCUAAUGGCGAGCUCAACUUCACGAGCGAUUCCAAGUCGAACUCGGCGACCAUCAGCGUGGACGACACCACGCUCUACCAGGACAUGGUUGGCUUCGGGGCUACGUUGACUGAUUCUUCGGCCAAGCUUCUCAGUGAACUGAAGUCCUCGAACUCGGGCAACUACUGGAGUAUCCUGAACUACCUCUUUGAUCCCACUGACGGCGCGGACGCUGCCGGCUUCUCUUACAUCCGCGUCCCCAUCGGCGCGUCCGACUUCUCCGACACUGCCUACAGUCUUGAUGACACGAGCGGCGACACCGGUCUCAAUGACUUCAACAUCAACGCAGCUCCCUCGUACUUGUACGACACCCUUACCGACAUCGCGGGCAUCAAUCAGUACCUCAAGAUCCACAUCGUGCCCUGGUCGCCGCCUGCUUGGAUGAAGGAUAGUGGCACGCUGCUCGGUGGUAACUUCCUCUCCCAGUACACCGACAACUAUGCGAGCUACCUCCUCAAGGCCUUGCAGGGGUACCAGGGCAAGGGCUUCAACAUCUGGGGGAUCGGCAUCCAGAACGAGCCGCAGAACAGCGACACGACGUACCCGACGUGCGCCAUCUCCGCGUCCCAGGAGGCGGCGAUCGGCACGCAGCUGCGCUCGCUGAUGAACGACAACGGCUUCUCGAGCACGCUCAUCGUCGGAUACGAGCACAACUGGAACGACGCGGGCGAGUACCCCGUCACGCUCAUGCAGGACGCGCCGAACGCGUUCGCCGGCGCGUCCUUCCACUGCUACUCCGGCAGCGUGAGCGACCAGCAGACGUUCGAGAGCGCGGACCCGGACAAGGCCGUGUACUUCACGGAGUGCACGGGCGAGUACGGCAGCGACUGGUGGAGCGACAUCAAGUGGUACAUGGACAACAUCUUCAUCGGCGCGCCCAACUACUGGGCGCAGACGGGCGCGAUGUGGAACCUGGCCCUCGACGGCAACGGCCAGCCCAUGCUGUCCGGCACCGACAGCUGUGGCACGCCGUGCCGCCCUGUCGUUACGAUUAACAGCGAUGGCAGCUACAGCUACAAUCAGGAGUUCUACUCGAUUGCUCAGGCCCAGAAGGCGAUCCUCCCUAAGGACGUUGGCGGACCCGUUGGCCAACGCAUCUCUUCGACUGUCAGCGGCGACCUUAGCUGGGCUCUCCUCGCGACUGCGUAUGUCACGAACCGCAACAGCGCGAGCGACUGGCCGAGGUACAGUCUUGUCGUCUUGAACUGGGAUGACAGCUCGUCUACCACUUGGAACCCGCAGCCGGUCACGGCGACUAUCGAGUUCCGCGGUAACUCCGUCUCGUACACCUUCCCUGUCGGCGUGACCACUCUCUGGUGGUACGGCUCGCCGAACUGAUCCCGCGCACGGAUCCUUCUCCCGCAGGGUGCGCGUUGCGCGCACUCAUUCACCUUCUUGACGGCGUGGCUGCGUCGACGCAGCCACAUGCCCCCUCGCAUUCCUUUCGUCAGCUGCGCUCGUUCCGGCAUUAAUCGGUAAUUAUCAGUGCUCCGGCUCGCAGACUACUGCUGUGCGGCGGCCUCGGCUGGCAGAGGUCCUGGUGGCGAUGGGCCUCGCUGGGUGAGGUUCCCCGCGCGCAUGGUCUGGCUUCCCGGCACUCACUCACUCGUCUACUCUCACUCGGUCGCUAUGUGUGCUGCAUUUGGUCUAGGCUCUGGUUGUCUCUCUGGUUAUAGGCGAUCUCCCCCCGUUAUUGUCUGGGCUGCUCAUCGCUGUUGUGUAUGCCUCUAGUAUACUCGUUACGACCCUUAACGACUGUCUGCACCCCAA
Molecule: messenger RNA, 2249 nt
Organism: Fomitopsis serialis
Lineage: Eukaryota; Fungi; Basidiomycota; Agaricomycetes; Polyporales; Fomitopsidaceae
Product: glycoside hydrolase superfamily
Exons: 10
Coding region: 318-1817 (499 amino acids)
Biological process (GO): glucosylceramide catabolic process
Molecular function (GO): glucosylceramidase activity
Source: RefSeq, a predicted model, not a curated record